Molecule: messenger RNA, 2012 nt
Organism: Mesocricetus auratus (golden hamster)
Lineage: Eukaryota; Metazoa; Chordata; Mammalia; Rodentia; Cricetidae
Gene: Syndig1
Product: synapse differentiation inducing 1
Exons: 4
Coding region: 218-994 (258 amino acids)
Biological process (GO): synaptic vesicle clustering; positive regulation of synapse assembly
Cellular component (GO): intracellular membrane-bounded organelle; postsynaptic density membrane; excitatory synapse
Source: RefSeq, a predicted model, not a curated record
GGCGCGGGAAGACCGGGAGCUGCGGGAGUAGGCGGCGGCGGCGAGCGGGCGGGCGGCGGGCGCGGGAGGAUGCCCUGGUGCAGGCGGGCGUCCUGCUCCGCUUCGCAGCUCGCAGACCGGGCGACGGUGUGCCGGCCGCGGGAAAUGGGUCCUCUGGGGCUCGUGUGACCAGUGAGUACAGCCUGCUAGCCUGACACCCAGCAGGAGGGAGUCUACCAUGGAUGGCAUCAUUGAGCAGAAGAGUGUUCUGGUACACAGUAAGAUCAGUGAUGCUGGCAAAAGAAAUGGCUUAAUUAACACCAGAAACUUCAUGGCUGAGAGCAGGGAUGGUCUGGUGUCUGUUUACCCAGCUCCUCAGUACCAGAGCCAUAGGCUGGUGGCCAGUGCAGCACCAAGCAGCCUGGAAGGAGGCAGAAGUGAGCCAGUGCAGCAGCUGCUGGACCCAAACACACUGCAGCAGUCCGUGGAGUCCCACUAUCGUCCCAACAUCAUCCUCUACUCAGAUGGUGUGCUCCGCUCCUGGGGGGAUGGCAUGGCCACUGACUGCUGUGAGACCACCUUCAUUGAGGACCGGUCACCCACCAAAGACAGCCUGGAGUACCCUGAUGGGAAGUUCAUCGACCUCUCAGCUGAUGACAUCAAGAUCCACACCCUGUCCUAUGAUGUGGAGGAAGAAGAAGAGUUACAGGAGCUGGAGAGUGACUACUCCAGUGACACAGAGAGUGAGGACAACUUCCUCAUGAUGCCCCCACGGGACCACCUGGGACUCAGCGUCUUCUCCAUGCUCUGCUGCUUCUGGCCUUUGGGCAUUGCGGCCUUCUACUUGUCCCAUGAGACAAACAAAGCUGUGGCCAAAGGAGACUUCCAUCAGGCUAGCACCAGCUCCCGGAGGGCCCUGUUCCUGGCAGUGCUGUCCAUCACCAUUGGAACUGGCAUAUACGUGGGUGUGGCUGUCGCCCUCAUCGCCUACCUCUCCAAGAACAACCACCUGUGAGCUUCCCAAAGGCUGUUGGAAGGAGGGGGAGCCGGACCACGUGUGUGAGGGCAGUGAAGAGACACCUGUGAGAUACUGUACAGUACAAGUGAUUGUCAAACGACUCCAUGAUACCCUGGAAUCCUCCACUCCUGGACUUCGUCUUCUUCUUUUUGUUAUCCUUCCACUUCAUUUUCAGCACUGUGCAGAGCGCCUGGCAGCCAGCAAUGCUGAUUCUUCCACACGGAAGCUCCAAAGAUUCCAGCCCAGCAGCUAAUCCUGGGUGGAUUCUAAUGAGUCAACGACAACCCAGCUCUGCAGCCUGCCAGUGCCUGGACCGCCACCCCAUUAGCAAUAUACAAACAGUUAAAAAUAUGUUUAUUUUUAUGGAAUAUGGUGCAAAAGGCAGAAAGCAAGAGACAUGUCACCACUAGCUGUGGCCCGCUUAACUCCUCUGUGUCCCCUAUCUUUGUGGCUUCCUUAUCAGAAACAAGUGGGGCUGAAAAGGAAAAGAAAGUACCCGCUGGGAGAUGUGCUGUCUCUGCCUACAGACGGGUCCUGCCUGAGAACGCAAAAUUGGAGGAGCGUAGCGCCUACCCUGGCCCUGCUCAGUCCCAGCACGCUGCACCAGCUUGGAGCAUCAGGCUUCCUGCAGGCUUCCUGCAGAUACCCAGCAAUACACAGUUCUGGGGCCUCAUUAAUCUUAAAGAGGAGGCAGCCAUGGCCCCGCCUCUCUCAAGAACAAGUCCAGCAUUUGCCCCAGGAGCCUGAGGGAAAGGAACUGUGAAGACACACAGGAUGUUUAACUCUUGGACGCUCAUUUGGUUAUGAGCAGCAAUACUGGGAUCCUGGAAAUGAGAUGGGCCUUACUCUGUCGAUUAAAUGAAUGGCUAUUUUCUUGUCAUUUUUUAAGUGCAACUCUUGCUUCAUGCUGCUUCAGUUGCCAGAUGAAUGCUGAGAAAUAAGUAACCACAGAUGUUUUAAUACCAUGUCAUUGCUGUUUUACGAGUGUUCAUUAUUUAACAAAAAUUAUCUUUUA